AUGUAUCUCAAGGGAACAUUGUUAGCCCCGGUCGCGCUGGCAGCAGCCUGCCGGGCAAACAAUAUUGCACGCGAUGUUGAACCAUGUGCGCAGAUCACAAAUAUGGUUUCAAGUGCCAGUCAAGCUCAAUCGAGCACUUCGGUUUCUCAUGAAAUGGCAUAUCAAUGCUUGAUGUCGAUGCCUUUCGACUCGGACCGUGCGAUUGUCUUUUUGACUCAGGUUCGCAAGAUGCUCGAGUUUCAGUCAACGAUUGAUAUUCUUAAAAAUCCACCGUCUGGCUAUGACAUGCCUGCUGUCGAUCUUCUGGGGGGAAUUGAUCAUAUUCUGGAAAAUGUCAACAACAAUAACUAUUCUAGUCAGUUUGAGAUGGAUUUGGAUGUCUCUGAUCUGAUAAACUCGGCUCAUGAUGGUCACUUGGUUUUCCAGCUAUGCUCGCAGUCAAUAUUCAAAUUUCAGAUUGAUCUGCCUCUGGUGUCUAUUUCGUCUGAUGGACUUUCACUGCCGGAGGUGUACACGCUGAGCGAUGCGAAGGCCCAAAAAAGCGGUUCAAAGGACGUAUCAUCUAUUGAAUCCAUAAACGGCACUGCUGUUGCCGAGUAUCUCGAAUCAUAUGCUCUCAGCCAAGGCCUUCAAGACCGUGAUGCACAGUACAACCGACUCUUCCCAGCACUGGCCCGCAUGUAUACCAAUACUCCUACUAGCCAAGAUGGCAUAUGGGCUAGCAAUCGUGCCUGGACUGAAGGGUCAGAGCUCACCAUCAAGUACUCAAACGGAACUAGUCAAACCGUACAGAAGACUGCUACACCAAUGGAGCGAUACUUCUCCUACCAGAACGGAACAGAGCUGUACAAUAUCAAUUGUCUUCCGCAAAGCUUGCCAACAGAGACGAGCUCUGAUGCUGGUGCUGAGCAGGCAUCUGAGGCGACUGGGCUGCCUGGCGCUACAUUGGGCAGUCCUGAGGGCUCCAUUGCUGGCUACUUCUUGAACUUUACUGGCCUGCAAGACACGGGUAUUCUUUUCUUACCAACAUUCUCAUCGAGUCCAUCACAAGUGGCCCAGGUGGCUGUUGACUUCUUACAAAACGCUACUGCAGCAGGAAAGAAGAAUAUCCUGAUCGAUGUGACUGCCAAUCCUGGGGGAUAUAUGUCUACUGGCAUAGAUAUGUCCCGUAUUUUCUUCCCCAGCUCAUUCCCCUACACUGCGACUCGUUUCAGAGCACACGACAGUGCGAAGUAUCUGACCCAGGCCUAUUCGCGUGAUAACACAAAGGAUACGAGCAAUAUUUUCGCCUACAGACAAAUGGUCACACCGAGCCAGGAGACUGGAUUCAGUUCCUGGGAAGAUCUUUAUGGCCCUCAUGAUAUCUUGGGGAGUUCUUCAUCCAGCCUCUUGGCCAAUUUCAACUACACAUCUUCCUCGACCACGUCAUUCCCAAUUAAUGGAUAUGGUUCCAUUCCACUGAACCCCGACAAAGCUCUCUUUGCUGCAGAUAACAUCGCCAUCAUAACAGACGGCGACUGCGUCUCCACCUGCGCCUUUUUCGUCAAACUAAUGAAACGCCAAGGCGUCCGCACAAUCACCUUCGGUGGUCGUCCCACAAAUGAGCCCAUGCAGGGCGUCGGCGGCGUGAAAGGUGGCCAAUCUCUUGGAGUGGACUAUAUCAACGGCUAUAUUCAGCAAGCAAACACACUGAUCCGCAACUCAGCCAAUACGUCCUCUCCACUACUGACACAGGCCGAAUGGAAGAAGUUCAACGAGUCCAGCCCUAGUCUUGCGGAGUCGUUUGCGUGGAGCGGCAAUUUGAACCUGCGUAAUGAGUAUGAUCCGGGUGACGAUGAGACGCCGUUGCAGUUUGUUUAUGAAGCGGCGGAAUGUCGGCUUUUCUACACUUUGGAGAAUUAUUUGCAGCAGGAGACGAUCUGGCAGGCUGCUGCUAAGGCGAUGUUUGGAACCUUUGGGUGCGUGAAUGGGUCUACGGGUGGGACAGGUAGCUUGAAUCAUUCCUGA
This is a messenger RNA of Penicillium longicatenatum, 2007 nucleotides long. RefSeq lists its product as uncharacterized. The record is from RefSeq and is a predicted model, not a curated record. Gene Ontology annotation, biological process: proteolysis. Gene Ontology annotation, molecular function: serine-type peptidase activity. NCBI's taxonomy places the organism in Eukaryota, Fungi, Ascomycota, Eurotiomycetes, Eurotiales, Aspergillaceae. The transcript is spliced from 6 exons. Bases 1 to 2007 code for a protein of 668 amino acids.